Molecule: messenger RNA, 498 nt
Organism: Protopolystoma xenopodis
Lineage: Eukaryota; Metazoa; Platyhelminthes; Monogenea; Polystomatidea; Polystomatidae
Source: the annotation of a GenBank genome assembly
AUGGGAGGCAACAUUUUGGACGAGAAAGCUGGCCGGUUGGCCGCCCUGUUGGGGCAAUUGGGUCUAGGAGGAGACAACACCAACUACACACUCGACGAAACAACCGUCCAACAUGCGGAAGUCUAUCAAGACUGUCUGUUCGGAAAAGCGUCCAAAAUUAUGACACUCCGAAAGAGCGCAUGUCUCCGCUCGAGGCCACAGACCGACAAAGAGAAAGAGGAUGUACAGAAAGAAAGAGAGAAAGUGAGAUGGGGCGCACCUGAUAUGGGCGAAAGAGAGAAUGGAGCUGUUUUGCCCGGAAGAAAAGGCGCCCAACAGCCUCGAUUGCUCGCCUGGUUGGUCGGUCGGAGGGCGCCGCUGAUUGGUGGAACGGACUGGCCUGACUCGUGGGAUGUCCCAGACGUCGAGUCGUCUCUGAUUGGUCGACAGAGUAGGCCGGUGUGUGACACCAACCCGAUGGGGCACCUUCGGGGCGACAGAUUUGACCAAAGAGAGUAG